Sipha flava (yellow sugarcane aphid) is the source of this 11316-nucleotide messenger RNA. Its product is annotated as dynein beta chain, ciliary-like. Gene Ontology annotation, biological process: microtubule-based movement. NCBI's taxonomy places the organism in Eukaryota, Metazoa, Arthropoda, Insecta, Hemiptera, Aphididae. Gene Ontology annotation, cellular component: dynein complex. Bases 89 to 11122 code for a protein of 3677 amino acids. The transcript has 51 exons. Gene Ontology annotation, molecular function: minus-end-directed microtubule motor activity; ATP binding; dynein intermediate chain binding. The record is from RefSeq and is a predicted model, not a curated record.
UAUAUCAAGAAUGUUAUUGAAACUAUUCAAGAAGAACAAGAAAUAGAAAAAGGAGAUGAAGAAGAAGAAAGAUAUUUGAAGAAAAAAAAUGUUUCCGAUGAAAGAAACGAAAAUAAAUGGUGAUCUAGGAGAAUCAAUUUUCGAAGCUGCUGCUUCAGAAGAAGAUCAACAACAACUUAAUCAUAAAGCAGAAAUACCUACAGAAGAAAUAAUGAGUAAUAACGAAGUAUUUAAAGAUUAUAUAGAAAUACAAGUACAAAUAAUCUUAUCAAAUGAAGAAAUAAAGGCUAUGUGGGAAGAAUAUAAACAAUAUGUAGAUGAAAUAGUUUUUACUGAAUUACAAGAUACAACUUUCUGCAGUCUUAAGUAUAUUGAAGAAGGGAUAAAAAAUGUGAGAGGAUCCACAGCAUUAUUUUUGGUUGUAUAUCUUUUAAAUAACGAUGGUCCAUGUUUUUCUCCCAAUUUGGAAAUUGAUAGUGAACCACAUUUGUAUGGAUUAAUUUCUUCUUUACUGGAAGAUAUAACUGACAUGGGAUCGUGCUUAGAAAGAAUAAAUACUAAUAAUCAACCAUACAAUGAAGAUAUUAAAAACAAUAAGCAGGUAGUCGAAUGUGUAAAUUACAUACUUCUUCAAGUAAAGAUAACGACUAAAAAGGCUCUUGAUUACGUUGAUCAAUAUCAAGACUAUUCUUCAGUAUGGCUUACUGACCAAAACGAUGCGUUAAAAAAUUUUUUAACUUAUGGUAGAGAUCUCACGCUAGAAGAACUAGAGAAUCUUCAGUUUGAAGUGGACGCAGAAGAAAACCCAUUAAUAGCACCCUCCCCGCCGAAACUCAUUGAUUUUCAAGCUAAAAUUGACUCGUUUGAUAGUCUUUAUGCGAAAAUCAAAAAAAUAGACGAAAAUAUUACAUUUGAUGGUUGGUUAACAAUCGAUAUGAUGCCUUUCAAAAAAAAUCUUUUAAGUUUAAUCGCUAGUUGGUCGGAUUUGUUUAAAACUUAUUUAGUAAACAAAGUGGUAGUCAGUUUACGCUCCUUACGAGAUUUUACCGCAGAAACAGAUAUAGGUAUUUUAAAACCAUUAGAAGAGGGAGACUACGCAGGCCUUGUAAGUAUUAUGGGACAUUUGUUUAAAGUUCGUGAACGUCAAAUAGAAUAUGAUUCAAUGUUCGAGCCAUUAUCAGAAAUAUUAAAUUUACUUAAAGUCUACGAUGUAGAUAUGCCAGAUGAUGUUCACAUCUUAAUGCAGGAAUUACCUGAAAAAUGGACCACAACCAAGAAAAAUGCACUGAAUGUCAAAUUACAAGUGAUUCCACUUAUUCAAACCGAAGGAUCAAUAAUUAGCGGAAGAAUUGUUUUGUUAGGAGUACGUGAAAUGUUGUACAAAAUUAAUUUUAUAAAACAGAUCCAGUUCGAUGCUGGUUGUGAACACCCUUACAUAGAAAUUGACAGGGCUAAUAGCUCUUUGAUGGAAUUGGAAAACGUGCAUGAUAAACUACUUGCUCAAGCUGUAUUAUUUGAAAUACCACAACCUGAGCCAAAUAUAUUAGUAUCAACUAAAAAAUCACUGCGGCUGAUUAAACAGUUGUGGGAUUUUAUAUUUAUGGUAAAGAGUUGGAUAGAUGUAUGGCUAUCGACAUUAUGGAAAAGCAUCGAUUCCGAGUUUAUGGAUAUGGAACUAAAACGAUUUUCAAAGGAUUUGAAAGUAAUGGAUAAAGAAAUUCGUGAUUUAUCAGUUUAUACAUACAUUGAAAACCUGAUAAAAGAUAUGAUGACUUCUUUAAGAGCAUUAAUUGAACUUCAAAAUCCAGCAAUGAAAGAACGUCAUUGGGCGGAAUUAAUGGAAGUUACAAAUGUAAAAUUUUCUAUUGAAAAAUCUACAACACUAAAUGAUUUAGUGUCACUUAACUUACACAAAUGCGAAGAUGAUGUAAAAAAUAUUGUCGAUAAGUCCGUAAAAGAGAUGAAUAUGGAAAAGUCCUUGAAAGAAUUUGCUGAAAUUUGGAACACAAUGCAAUUUGAGUAUCUGCCACAUAACCGAACACAAUAUAAUUUACUUAAAGUCAGAGAAGAGCUAAUAGAAAUUUUAGAAGACAAUCAAGUCCAAUUACAAAAUAUGUUGAACUCAAAAUUUGUAGGACAUUUUUACGAUGAAGUAGCGAAUUGGCAAACGAAAUUGAACACCGCUGACAGAGUAAUAAAUAUAUGGUUAGAAGUACAAAGAACAUGGGUUUAUUUGGAAGCAAUAUUCAUUGGAUCUGAUGACAUAAGAAUACAACUACCAGAGGACACAAGACGAUUCGAAACGCUCGAUAAGGAAUUUAAGGCGAUAUUGACGGAUAUAGAAGCUAAUCCAAACGUCAUAAAAGGCACUAGUAAACCUGGAUUAUAUAACAAACUUGUUAACAUACAAGAUGAAUUAUCGAAAUGUGAAAAAGUUCUGGCACAAUACUUGGAAACAAAACGUUUGACAUAUCCUAGAUUUUAUUUUAUAUCGUCGACUGAUCUAUUAGAUAUCUUAUCAAAUGGGAAUAAUCCAGAGGCCGUAUGCAAACACUUAAUCAAGUUGUACGAUUCGAUAGCACAACUGAAGUUUUCGAAAGAUAAAUUAGCGGUUGGUAUGCAUGCCAAGGAUGGUGAAUAUGUUGACUUUUAUGGGAAUUGUGAAUGUUCCGGACAAGUUGAAAAAUGGUUAAAUAAAUUGACGGACAUAAUGCGUACAUCAGGACGUAAAUAUUUUGAUAAAGCGGUGAGGUCUUAUGACGAAAAACCAAGGAGACUAUGGAUAUUUGAUUAUCCGGCUCAGGCAGCUUUAUGUGGCAUUCAAAUUUGGUGGACUAGUGAGACCAACGAAGCCUUUGCUCAUUUAGAAUUGGGUCAUGAAAACGCGUUGAAGGAAUACAAUAAAAAACAGAUAGUACAGUUAAACGAACUUAUUGAUCUAUUAUUGGGUGACUUGACUAAGGGAGAAAGACAAAAAGUAAACACAAUUUGUACAAUCGAUGUACAUUGCAGAGAUGUGGUGGCUAAAUUGAUUCAACAGAAAAUUGAAACGGCUUCUUCAUUUCAGUGGCAAUCACAAUUAAGACACAGGUGGGAUUUAAAAGAAUCAGAUUGUUUUGCUAACAUUUGUGACGCAGAGUUUCGAUAUUCAUACGAAUAUCUGGGAAAUACCCCUAGAUUGGUUGUGACUCCGUUGACUGACAGAUGUUAUAUAACAUUAACACAGUCGUUACAUUUGAUUAUGGGAGGUGCUCCUGCUGGACCAGCAGGUACCGGCAAAACAGAAACAACCAAAGAUUUGGGAAAAUCUAUAGGAAUGAUGGUCUACGUUUUUAAUUGUUCGGAACAAAUGGAUUAUAGGUCAUGUGGAAAUAUUUAUAAGGGUCUAGCUCAGACAGGUGCUUGGGGAUGUUUUGAUGAGUUCAAUAGAAUAUCCGUUGAAGUUUUAUCCGUGGUUGCGACUCAAGUAAAAUCCGUAUUGGACUCCAUUAAAGCGAAAAAGAAUACAUGUUUUCUAUUGGGUGACAACGUAAAUCUAAUACCGACCAUUGGCAUGUUCAUAACUAUGAACCCCGGAUAUGCAGGACGAGCAGAACUCCCUGAAAAUCUUAAAGCCUUGUUCAGGCCUUGUGCCAUGGUGGUACCAGAUUUCGAAUUGAUUUGUGAAAUAAACUUGAUAGCUGAAGGAUUUCAAAACGCGAGGAUACUUGCUAGAAAAUUCUUAACGUUAUACUCACUUUGCAAAGAAUUGUUAUCAAAACAAGAUCAUUAUGAUUGGGGUCUUCGUGCUAUUAAAUCACUAUUGGUGGUUGCAGGAUCGUUAAAAAGGGCCGAUAGAAAUCGUCCGGAAGAUCAAGUUUUAAUGCGAGCUCUUAGAGAUUUUAAUACUCCAAAAAUUGUCACUGAAGAUACCAAUAUAUUCAUGGGACUUAUCGGUGAUUUGUUCCCUACACUUGAUGUACCUCGAAAACGUGACUUUGAAUUUGAAAAGCAAAUUCGACAAGCUACGCUCGACCUAAAACUUCAACCGGAGGAAAACUUUAUUCUCAAAGUUAUACAAUUGGUGGAGUUAUUAGAAGUACGACAUUCUGUUUUUAUAAUUGGCUCGGCGGGCACGGGUAAGUCUGAGGUAUGGAAAACAUUGUACAGAACUUAUUCAAACCUGAAAUUGAAACCUUACUACAACGAUAUCGAACCAAAAGCAGUCACCAACGACGAGUUGUUUGGCGUUAUUAGUCCGGCUACCAGGGAAUGGGUGGAUGGAUUAUUUUCGUGUCUGAUAAGAGAACAAGCUCAAAUGCCCGGCAAUGGGGCAAAAUGGAUGGUGAUGGAUGGCGAUAUUGAUCCGAUGUGGAUAGAAUCUUUAAACACGGUCAUGGACGAUAACAAGGUACUGACUUUGGCGAGCAAUGAACGUAUUGCACUGACACCGUCCAUGCGCCUACUGUUCGAAAUAUCUAAUUUGCGAUCGGCCACUCCUGCCACCGUUUCCCGUGCCGGUAUCCUUUAUAUAAAUCCAACGGAUCUUGGUUGGAACCCGUAUGUGGCCAGUUGGAUCGAUACGAGAAAAAAUGCGACCGAAAAGGCCGCUCUCGUGGUACUGUUCGAGAAGUACGUAUCCGUCUGCAUAGAGGCGCUAAAAACUAAAUUCAAAAUUAUAACGCCCGUACCGGAGAUAACGCACAUACAUAUGUUGUGUACUUUACUUGAGUGCCUUCUGACUCCAACCAACUGUCCUUCAGAAACCUCCAGGGAAGUGUACGAGAUGUAUUUUGUGUUCGCAUGUAUAUGGGCUUUCGGUUCUGCGACGUUUCAAGAUCAGGUCAUUGACUGGAGAAUUGAAUUUUCUAAAUGGUGGACGACUGAGUUCAAAACGAUUAAAAUACCGUCACCUGGGUCUGUGUUCAAUUACUUCAUCGAUUCAAAAUCUAAAAUGUUCCAUCAGUGGUCAGAACUGGUACUGCCGUUCGAGCUCAAUCCAGACAUACCUCUACAACAAACCCUUGUAAACACAGUAGAAACUACUCGAUUAAGAUAUUUUCUUGACUUGUUAGUUGAUAAGAAAAUGGCUAUUAUGUUUGUUGGAAGUGCUGGUACUGGAAAAUCUGUCAUAAUAAAUGAAAAACUCAAAUCUCUUCCGAAUGAUUUGUAUUCUAUUGCAAGUGUACCACUUAAUUUCUACACAACAUCAGAAAUGUUACAAAAGAUUUUAGAAAAGCCAUUAGAGAAAAAAGCUGGGAGAAACUAUGGGCCACCUGGUGGCAAAACAUUAAUAUAUUUUAUUGAUGAUAUAAAUAUGCCUGAAGUCGAUUCAUAUGGUACCGUACAGCCCCAUACUCUUAUUAGACAAUAUAUGGAUUAUAAACAUUGGUAUGAUCGAUCAAGGUUGUCUUUAAAAGAAAUACAAAAUGUGAUGUUCGUUUCGAGUAUGAAUCCAACUGCUGGAAGUUUUACAAUAGACUCUCGAUUGCAGAGGCACUUUUACGUGUUUGCUUUGGGAUUUCCAUCUCAUGAAGCACUGAACACAAUUUAUUCUUCAAUUUUAACUCAACAUUUAAAAAAUCCGAUUAAUAGAUUUAAUAACACAGUAAUAAAAUUGGCAAAUUUUAUUGUGCAGUUGGCAAUUAAUUUUCAUGACAAAGUGCAAACAGUAUUUUUGCCAACUGCCAUUAAGUUUCAUUACACAUUUAAUCUUAGAGACAUGAGCAAUGUUUUUCAGGGGAUGAUGUUUGCCAAUGGUGAAUGUGUAACAUCAACUAGUUCUUUCAUUCGCCUCUGGCUACAUGAGACUAGUAGGAUAUAUGGUGACAAAUUAAUCGAAAAAAAAGAUCAAGAAUCGUUUUCAAAAACUAUUAAUGAACAAAUUAAAAAAUUUAUACAGGACGUCCCAGAAAACGAGUAUUUGAUAAAACCGCUGAUAUUUUCACAUUUUGCGGAAGGUAUUGGUGAUCAAAAAUACAUGAAUGUCCGGUCGUGGUCUGUACUACAAAAAUUGUUGAAUGACGCUAUGGCUUCGUAUAAUGAACUGGUGGGAGCCAUGAACAUGGUGCUAUUUGAGGAUGCUAUGGCUCAUGUUUGCCGGAUCAACCGUAUACUUGAACUUCCCAGGGGUAACGCUUUGCUCAUUGGAGUUGGAGGGAGCGGAAAACAGUCGUUAGCUCGACUCGCGGCGUUCAUAUCCACCCUGGAACCGUUCCAAGUGCAACUGAGAUCUACGUACGGCAUAACCGACUUAAAAGCAGAUCUAGCCACAUUAUACUUAAAAGCCGGAUUGAAGAAUAUCGGCAUUAUGCUUUUAAUGACCGACUCUCAGGUGUCCGAUGAGAAGUUUCUUGUGCUUAUUAACGAUAUGCUAGCCAGCGGUCAAAUACCGGAACUAUUUGCCGAUGAUGAAAUUGAUCAUAUUAUACAAACUAUCGGACCAGAAGUAAAAGCGACCGGUUUACUGGAAACUAAGGAUAACUGCUGGCAGUUUUUCAUCAACAAAGUUAGAACGUUGAUCAAAAUCGUGUUGUGUUUUUCUCCCGUUGGUAGCACUUUAAGAGUUCGAGCAAGGCGAUUUCCGGCCUUAGUUACUUGUACUUCUAUUAAUUGGUUUUACGAAUGGCCGAAAGAGGCGUUAGAAUCUGUAUCGUACCGAUUUUUAAAAGAUUUAACCGAACUUUCGGAUAAAUUAAAGAAACCUGUAUCUUUAUUUAUGGCCCACGUGCAUAGUUCAGUAAAUUGUAUGUCACUAAAGUAUUUGGCAAAUGAUCGUCGUUAUAAUUAUACGACACCAAAAUCAUUUUUGGAACAAAUUAUGCUCUACGUAAAACUUUUAAUAUCUAAGACAAACGACAAUAAGUAUGGAAUACACCGUUUUCAAAAUGGUAUUAAACAGUUGAUAUCUUGCGCAGCUCAAGUUGACGUAUUAAAAAUUGAAUUGGAUGAACAAGAAAUCGAAUUAACCAAGAAGAAUACAAAAGCGGAAGAAUUAAUUAAAAUCGUCAAAAAAGAAAAGGAAAAAGUUAAAUAUGAAAAAGACAAAGCUGCUGAAGAAGAAGAAAAAGUAAAAUUGAUCGAAGAAGAUGUUAGUAUGAAACAACGAUUGUGCGCAGAAGAUCUAGAAAAAGCAGAACCAGCUUUGAUAGCAGCACAAGCUGCUUUAGAUAUAUUAGAUAAAAAUAAUUUAACAGAACUGAAAUCAUUUGGAUCACCUCCUUUAGCUGUAAUAAAUGUUGUUGCUGCAGUUAUGGUUUUACAAACCAAAAAAGGAAAAAUUCCAAAAGAUAGAAGUUGGAAAGCUUGCAAGGUAAUGAUGGCUAAAGUUGAUGGAUUUCUAGAUUCACUUAAAAAUUAUGAUAAAGAACAUAUACACCCUGAUGUAGUCAAAGCCAUUCAACCUUAUUUGAAAGAUCCUGAAUUCGAUCCUGAACUUAUUCGUGGAAAGUCUUCGGCUGCUGGAAGUUUAUGUGCAUGGGUUAUCAAUAUAAUGAAGUUUAAUAAUGUAUGGCAAGUUGUUGAACCAAAAAGAAAAGCACGGGAUCAGGCAAAUGAAGACUUAAGUGCUGCCAGAUCAAAACUAAUGGAGCUUAGGAAUAUGAUUAAUGAAUUGGAAAGAAAACAAAAAAUUUUAACGGACGAGUUUGAUGAUGCAGUAGCUGAAAAGACCAAAUGUCAAAAACAAGCGGAUGAAACUGCCAUGAGGAUAGAUUUGGCAAACCGUCUCGUUAAUGGCUUAGCCUCAGAAAAUGUGCGGUGGAAAGAAAGCGUUUCUAUAUUACAAAAAAAUUUACAAACUUUACCGGGAGACAUUCUCAUGGUUUCAGCUUUUGUUUCAUACGUUGGUUACUUUACAAAAAUAUAUCGACAAGAACUAAUUCAAAAUUCCUGGCUACCAUUUUUCAAAGGAGUUAAGCCAGAAAUACCAAUAACAGACAAUUUAGAUCCACUUGCUUUGCUUACUGACGACACACAAAUUGCAACUUGGAAUAACGAAGGAUUACCAAAUGAUCGUAUGUCGUCUGAAAAUGCAACAAUUUUAACCAAUUCUGAUCGAUGGCCAUUAAUGGUCGAUCCUCAGCUUCAAGGAAUUAAAUGGAUUAAGACUAAAUAUGGAAAAAGUUUAAAAGUAACCAGACUGAAUUACAAGAAUUAUGUGAUAGAUAUUGAAAAUUGCGUUAGAAACGGACACGUUCUUUUGAUUGAGAAUAUCGGUGAAAAUAUCGAUCCUAUUUUAGAUAACAUAAUCGGUCGAAAUUUGAUAAAAAAAGGAAGUGCUGUGAAAAUUGGUGAAGAGGAAAUCGAUUUUAAUCCAAAUUUUCGUCUUAUAUUGCAUACAAAACUAUCAAACCCACAUUACAAACCAGAAACGCAAGCCCAGACUACUUUAAUUAACUUCACAGUAAACCGUGAUCAACUUGAAGAUCAGUUAUUGGCGGAAGUAGUAAAGGUCGAAAGACCAGAUUUAGAAAAAAUGAGAAUAGAGCUAACCAAACAACAAAAUAGCUUUAAAAUAACAUUAAAACAACUUGAAGAUGACUUAUUACAUAGACUAUCCUCAGCUGAUGGUGAUCAGAUACUAGGCGACAAAGAACUAGUUUUGAACCUCGAAAAGUCCAAAAAAACUGCCACAGAAAUUGAGUUAAAAGUUGCUGAAGCGAAAAUUACAUCAAAAGAAAUAGAUUCUGCUAGAGAAGAAUAUCGCGUUGCCGCGACGCGAGCAUCGAUAAUUUAUUUCAUAAUGAGUGAUUUGAUCAAAAUAAAUCCAAUGUAUCAAUUCUCUCUAGAGGCUUUUAGCAUUGUAUUUCAACGAGCUAUGAGAAAUGCAGAAAAAGCAGAUACUUUAAGUAAACGCAUUGUUAAUUUAAUAGAAAAUAUAACUUAUAAAUCAUUUAUUUAUACAAGUAGAGGUUUAUUUGAAAAGGAUAAACUAAUAUUUAUUUGUCAAAUGACUAUUCAGAUACAAUUGCAUGCACAACAAAUAAAAUCGACUGAGUUGGAUUAUAUAUUAAGAAGACCUGUAUUCGUUGGAUCAAUGAGUCCAUUCGAGUUUAUUUCACCGAAUGUCUGGGGAGCCAUCAAGUCACUGGUUUUGGUUGAUGAUGAAUUUGCUGGUUUGGAUAAAGGAAUUGAGGCAUCUGGUAAACGAUGGCAGUUAUACAUUAACAGUGAAGCUCCUGAAAAUGAUAAGCUACCACAAGAAUGGAAAAAUAAAACCCCAUUUCAAAGACUUUGUAUCAUUAGAGCAUUAAGAACUGAUCGAAUGACAUAUGCAACUAAGGAAUAUGUCCGAGAAGUUCUUGGAGUUAAGUACACAAACUUUAGACCUCCAGAAUUUUCUGAAUCAUUUAAAGAAACUACGUCAACAACACCUGUGUUUUUCAUAUUAUCAGCUGGAGUUGAUCCGACACGAGACGUUGAAGCUAUUGGUAAAAAAAAAGGAUUUACAAUUGAAAAAAAAAAUUUUCAUAAUAUAUCCUUGGGACAGGGGCAAGAAAAAUUAGCAGAAAAAGCUAUAAAAUGUAGUUCUAGAAUGGGUCAUUGGGUUAUGUUACAAAACGUCCAUCUGGUUGAAAAAUGGUUGCCAUCGUUGGAUAAAAAAAUGGAAGCAUCUUUUGAAAAUCCUCAUGAAAAUUAUAGAAUUUUUAUAAGUGCUGAACCAGCUAAUGAUCCAUUUUAUCAUAUUAUACCCCAAGGUGUUUUGGAUUCGUCUAUCAAAAUUACUAAUGAACCACCAACAGGAAUGAUGGCUAAUUUACACAAAGCAUUAGACAAUUUCAAUCAAGAUACCCUUGAAAUGUGCACGAAAGAAUCGGAAUUUAAAGCAAUUUUAUUUAGCCUUUGUUAUUUCCAUGCUUCCGUACAAGAAAGAUCAAAGUUUGGUGCUCAAGGGUGGAACAGAUCGUAUCCGUUUAAUGUAGGUGAUUUAACAAUUUCCGUGAACGUUUUAUACAACUACCUAGAGGCAAAUAAUAAAGUUCCUUGGGAAGAUUUAAGAUAUCUUUUUGGAGAAAUUAUGUAUGGAGGACAUAUUACCGACGAUUGGGAUAGAAGGUUGUGUAGAACAUAUCUCGAAGUCUAUAUAAAUCCAGAUCUGUUCGAAGGAGAUCUUUUAUUUGCACCUAAUUUUACGGCUCCACCGAAUAUCGACUAUAAGUCAUUCCACAAGUAUGUAGAUGAUUUAUUACCCCCUGAGAGUCCUACAUUGUAUGGACUUCACCCAAACGCUGAGAUUGGUACACUUACUACAAGAUCCGAAAAUUUAUUCCAAACUCUAAUGGAAAUGCAGCCUAGGGACGCAGUUACGUCCGGUGGAACAGGAAUAUCUAGGGACGAAAAAGUUAGACAAACGUUGGAUGAUAUAAUUGAUAAAGUUCCUGAGCCUUUUAACAUUAUAGACAUGAUGAGUAGGGUUGAAGAACGAACACCAUACGUUAUCGUUUCGUUUCAGGAAUGUGAGCGUAUGAAUGUGUUAAUGGAUGAAAUCAGACGAACCUUAAAAGAACUCCACUUGGGACUCAAGGGUGAACUAACAAUAACAGCAGACAUGGAGGCUUUGGAAGAAUGUUUGUUUAUGGAUAGAGUUCCACCAAACUGGGAAAAGCGAGCUUAUCCAUCCUUGUUGCCCUUGGCGGCUUGGUAUGCAGAUUUACUGAAACGAUUGCGUGAGUUGGAAUCUUGGGUUAGCGAAUUCCAACUUCCACCAUCUGUAUGGCUGGGCGGAUUUUUUAAUCCGCAAUCAUUUUUAACCGCUAUAAUGCAAAACACCGCUCGCAAACUGGAAUGGCCGUUAGAUAAAAUGUGCUUACAUUGCGAUGUGACAAAAAAAUACAAAGAAGAUAUCAUGAUAUCACCCAGAGAAGGCGCUAUGAUAAAUGGAUUGAUAUUAGAAGGCGCUCGUUGGGACUUGUCUAUGGGUUGUAUCGUAGAUUCAAUCCUGAAAGAAUUGUUUCCAAUAAUGCCGGUCAUACACGUAAGAGCCAUUAUUAAAGAUAAACAAGAUUUGAGAAACUUUUAUGAAUGCCCCGUGUACAAGAUUAAACAAAGAGGCCCGACGUACGUGUGGACGUUUAAUUUGAAAACACGGCAGAAACCAUCAAAAUGGAUUUUAGCUGGUGUAGCAAUAUUAUUGAGUGUAUAGAUAUUUUUAGGUUGUUCAUUUUAAAAUCAAACGUUGUUCACAUAUUUAUAAACAAGUAAAAGUGAUGCACCAUAUUAUUAACCGUUACUAUAUUAUUAUAGUCAAUAAUAACUCAAAAUAGCACGUGAUUAUCCAAUUUUAUACAAAAUCGUAUUAACCUCCAUAAAAAAAUGUAUGUCAAAAUAUUGAUUAAA